CGUGUUUUCUUUUCUUCUCUCGCUGACAUUCAAAGGACCUUGGACUCUUCAGCGGCAGGUCAGAACUUGUGAGGAAGGAGAGUGAACGACUAGACGGUGCUUUUGUGUUCUCUGCUUGCUGUUCUUCGUCAAUUCGUCGUGAGAGUUCAAUCGGCUUUCGAACAUUCGAAGCAAGCAGACGACAAUUUAGGAAUUUGGAAAAAUGGCUCUCAACAAACUCAGCAUUGACGCGGUGCAAAUUGCCGGAAAGAGGGUGCUUAUGAGAGUUGACUUCAACGUGCCCUUGAAAGAUGGCAAAAUCACCAACAAUCAGCGCAUUGUCGCUGCCCUGGAGUCGGUGCGAUACGCCCUUGAGAAGGGUGCCAAGUCUGUGGUGCUCAUGUCCCACCUGGGACGUCCCGAUGGCCGCCGCAUCGAGAAGUUCACUCUUGCCCCAGUGGCCGAAGAGCUGAAGAAGCUGCUGAACAAGGAAGUCCAAUUUUUGAGUGACUGCGUUGGACCCGAGGUGCAAAAGGCUUGUGCCGCUCCUGCUGAUGGCUCCGUCAUUCUGUUGGAGAAUUUGCGCUUCCACGGUGAGGAGGAGGGCAAGUGGGUGGACGAGAACGGAGGCAAGCACAAGGCUGACCCUGAGGCGGUCAAGAAGUUCCGAGAGGAGCUGAGGCAGUUGGGCGACCUGUACGUCAACGACGCUUUCGGCACUGCCCACAGAGGCCAUUCCUCGAUGGUCGGAGAGGGCUUUGACCAGCGAGCCUCUGGUUUCCUGCUCAAGAAGGAACUCAACUAUUUUGCCAAGGCCCUUGACAACCCUGAGAAGCCAUUCCUUGCCAUUCUCGGAGGAGCCAAGGUUGCUGACAAGAUCCAGCUGAUUGAGAACCUUUUGGAUAAAGUCAAUGAAAUGAUCAUUGGAGGUGGCAUGGCCUACACUUUCCUCAAGGAGAUGAAGGGAAUGAAGAUUGGAAAGUCUCUCUAUGAUGAGGAAGGAGCUAAAAUUAUCCGGAAACUCGUCGAGAAGGCCGAGACAAACAAAGUCCAGCUGCACCUCCCCGUCGACUUCAUCACUGCUGACAAGUUUGCUGAAAAUGCCCAGACAGGCACUGCAACUCUUGAGGAUGGCAUUCCUGAUGACUGGCAGGGUCUGGACGUUGGACCCAAAACCAGGGAGCAGUUCAAGGAGCCCAUCGCCAGGGCAAAGGUCAUCGUUUGGAACGGACCUGUUGGAGUGUUCGAGUUCCCGAACUUUGCCGGCGGCACCAAGUCCCUGAUGGACGAGGUUGUCGCCGCCACUGCCAGAGGUGCCAUCACCAUCAUUGGUGGGGGAGACACUGCCACCUGCUGCGCCAAGUGGGGCACUGAGGACAAAGUUAGCCACGUCAGCACUGGAGGUGGCGCCAGCUUGGAGUUGCUGGAAGGAAAAGUUCUGCCUGGUGUUGCUGCUCUCUCUGAUGCCGCGUAGAUGGCUUUCGGAAUCAAUUAAAUUGAUUAAAAAGAGAAAUGGGAAAGCGAUAUUAUUGAGAAGCAAGAAAAGUCUUUGUUUGUAAAUGUUUUACAAACAUUUAUAAGGUUGCUUUUGUGAUUUUCAUUUUCAGCUGCACUUAAAAAGUUAAAAGUAAGCUAAUAAAUUUAGUGGAGAUAUCCUUGUAAUAUUAUAA
Messenger RNA from Neocloeon triangulifer, 1649 nucleotides. It is a transcript of the gene Pgk, whose product is annotated as phosphoglycerate kinase. Gene Ontology annotation, cellular component: cytosol. Gene Ontology annotation, molecular function: ATP binding; ADP binding; phosphoglycerate kinase activity. The transcript has 7 exons. Gene Ontology annotation, biological process: glycolytic process; gluconeogenesis. The coding region runs from base 203 to 1453 and encodes 416 amino acids. NCBI's taxonomy places the organism in Eukaryota, Metazoa, Arthropoda, Insecta, Ephemeroptera, Baetidae. The record is from RefSeq and is a predicted model, not a curated record.